GCUCCAUCGUCUCCGACUGGCAGCCCCAUCGCUCCCAACCUGCCGCACGUCGCGCCUUCAGGAUAAACAUUUCCCGGGCGCGGGCUCUGCCCACACACGCGAUUUCCCUCGAGCAGGAGACACGGCUCCCGGCGGGGGGUUUGCGUCGGGGUGAGAGCCGAGCUCCGUGGGGAAAAAAACCCGCCUUGGGAGUGACGGGAUUUGGGAAAGGGACGUUGACGGGAGCUGGGCAAGCGGGAGGUGCGGGAUUAGUCCUGCUGCCGGCAAGCUGGGGCUGAACAAGGUCCGGAUCCAUCGCCUUCUGCCUCUAACCCUAAAGCGUAGGUGGCCAUCGUUCCGUGAGAGGGGUCUUAAAAUAAUUUAUGCCUGGGAUACCCCAGGGAUGCUGCCCGCAGCAUGGCGCUACCUGCGGCACGGGAGCCCCUGGGCGCUGCACCCCUCAGCUCAUCGCCAUCUGGUUGGUGAUAAAAUUCGCUUGAAGACGUUUGCCCUUUCCAUCCCCUUUUCCCGUUCUUCCCACGGUGCUUUUUAGCAGCCGGCCGAUCCCUCUGGGCUGGCACCAGGGUUGUUGCCUUCCCCACGAGCUUCUUGGCACGUGCCGGAUGGGAACCCACCAUCCCUGAUGGGAACCCAACUCCCUGCAGGGGCCCCAGCAAUGGCACGAGCGGAGCGCAGGACAGGCAGGAACGUGGCCGGCUGAUUUCGGUUCUGCCAUCAUCCGUCCCCAGCCCCAUCGCUGGCAUUUGUCCCUGGGAUGGUGUGGGGCUGGGGCUGGAGGCCGGCACAUAUCCAGAUUUGGGAGUGUGCAGGACAGACGAGGGCCAUGUGAUGGAGGAGAGCGCGUGGGGAAGGCACAGAGACACCCCAAGGUCACCCGUCCGAAAACACCCCCUGGCUCACGGGGUCCAGGGAUGGGGCUUUUCGGGAGGGAGGGAGGUGCCCACUGCAGCCCAGGCCAGGAAGGGGACUUGGAGAAUUGCUUGGGGACUUGCACAUCCCACCGGCACCCCGGGCACAGCCAGGCCAGGAGAUAUUUCAAUUCAAAUCCCCAGACACCUCCCAACUGUGAGUCCCACCCGGGGGGGGGCUCAUCUUCACCCUCCAAACACCCCACUGACCCCGUAGCCAGCUCCCGUCCUCCACCCAGCACCAGACAUCUCCAUCACCGGUGCCCCAGCCCCACCGGCUCCGGGAGCCCCCUGGGAUACCCCCCGUCACCGUGUCCUGCCGUGGGGAGAGGGGACAGGGCAUCGCCACCCCAAAGCCUUAAUUCCCGGUGUUCCGGGGCUGCCAGGAGCAGAUCUCUGACGUCCUGUGGGACAAAUCCUGUGGGGUGCGGGGCCCGGGGCAUCAGCAGGCUGGGAAACCUCCCCUCCCCCCGGCUAAAUCCCUUCCCCGGCGCAGGACAGUAGGUUACGGGACUCGACCAGAGGUUGGAUUUAAGGAGAUUACAACUUCUCCCCCAGGAUAAUCUAGAAAUUCAAUUAAAACUCUCUGUCUCUUGCCCGGGCUGCAGCAGGGCCACGGGGCACCCCGCGCCCCGCAGCCAUGGACAGGGAGCGCUGGGGAGACCCCCCCGGGGGUACACCAGAGCCUCUCACAGGAUCCGCCUGGUGAAGUGGCAGCCAGGACGUGGAAGCUUGGGACUUCUCUUCCACCGCAACAGAAUUUGGGGGGUGGGCAGGGGUGGGCCAGGGGGACGCCGGGAGUCGCAGGACCCUUCACCUUCACUGUGGGCUUGGCUCAGGGAUGACUGCAGGCAGAGUCAACCCUUACAGCAUCGUGUCCUCCGAGGAAGACGGGCUGAGGUUGACCACCAUGCCAGGUAUUAACGGCUUUGGCAAUGGGAAAAUCCACACCAGGAGGAAAUGCAGGAACAGAUUCGUAAAGAAGAACGGUCAGUGCAACGUGGAGUUCACCAACAUGGAUGACAAGCCGCAGAGGUACAUUGCAGACAUGUUUACCACUUGCGUUGACAUCCGCUGGAGGUAUAUGCUCUUGCUCUUUUCCCUGGCAUUUCUGGUGUCCUGGUUAUUGUUUGGGCUGAUUUUCUGGCUAAUUGCACUCAUUCAUGGAGAUCUAGAAAACCCGGGUGGAGACGAUACCUUCAAGCCUUGCGUUCUGCAGGUCAAUGGCUUUGUGGCUGCUUUUCUGUUCUCCAUUGAGACCCAAACGACUAUUGGUUACGGCUUCCGCUGCGUGACGGAGGAGUGCCCGCUCGCAGUCUUCAUGGUGGUGGUUCAAUCCAUCGUGGGGUGUAUAAUUGACUCUUUCAUGAUUGGUGCAAUAAUGGCAAAGAUGGCCAGGCCCAAAAAGCGGGCCCAGACAUUACUUUUCAGCCAUAACGCGGUAGUGGCAAUGAGAGAUGGAAAACUCUGCCUGAUGUGGAGAGUUGGGAACCUCCGGAAAAGCCACAUAGUAGAAGCCCACGUACGAGCUCAGCUAAUUAAGCCCAGGAUCACAGAAGAAGGGGAGUACAUACCGCUCGACCAAAUAGACAUUGACGUGGGGUUUGAUAAAGGCUUGGACCGUAUCUUCUUGGUGUCUCCCAUCACCAUUCUCCACGAGAUCAACGAAGACAGCCCCUUGUUUGGGAUCAGCCGCCAGGAUUUGGAGACAGAUGACUUUGAGAUCGUGGUCAUCCUGGAAGGCAUGGUAGAAGCCACUGCUAUGACGACGCAAGCUCGGAGCUCCUACCUGGCCAGCGAAAUCCUCUGGGGCCACCGCUUUGAGCCCGUCUUGUUUGAGGAGAAAAACCAGUACAAAGUAGACUAUUCCCACUUCCACAAAACCUACGAGGUCCCGUCCACCCCCCGUUGCAGCGCCAAGGACUUGGUGGAGAACAAAUUCCUGCUGCCCAGCACCAACUCCUUCUGCUACGAGAACGAGCUGGCCUUCAUGAGCCGUGACGAGGAAGAGGAAGACGACGACAGCCGGGGUUUGGAGGACCUCAGCCCGGACAACAGGCACGAGUUCGAUAGGCUUCAAGCCACAAUAGCGUUGGAUCAGCGGUCAUACAGGAGGGAGUCGGAAAUAUGACUCUUGGUCCUUCCAUUGACUUUUCCGAGGGUAUUUUUUUUCCUCCUCUAAUCUCUUCCCCUACAACCCGCUCAAAUUAUGCAGAACAAUGCAAGUGCCAUAGGAAUGCUUGAGAAAUUAGUAUCGUUCAUAGUUUUCAGUUUCAUCGCAAUAACCACUGAGCGGUCUGCAGGAGGGGACGGCGGCAGGCCACGGCGCGUCUCCCGCGCCCGGCGCCCGCAGCGGGGCCGAUGGCCCUGGGGGGACGGACGGACGGACGGACGGAUGGACGGAGGGACGAACGGACGGACGGAGAGAGGAGGGUCCGUGGGGCGCGGGCAGGCGCUCGCCCCGUGCGGCCCCGUGGGGCUUUGCUCUCCCCGCGGGGAAAACGCCAGCGUUUUCUCGGAGCCGAGCACUGCGAGAUCCAAAAAGAGGAAAUAUCAGGAAACAAAUCUUUCUCUCUCUCUUUCUUUUUUUUUUUUUCCUUUUGUUUUUUAACUGAGCAGCAACGACAACAAAAAAAAAAAAUUGCUCCUUCCAGCAGGUGGUCUGAUUCAGUUGCACAAGAACAACACUUGAAAUAACAUGCAACAUUAACGUACUUCUUUUUAAUUUGGGGGAAAAGUGGGAGGGGAGGGAGGUGAGAGGGUUUUUAAUUUUUUCACCGUACCGUUUGGGAGACUGUUUACCAAAAUAAUAAUAAUAAUAAUAAUAAUAACAAUAAUAAUAAUAACAAUAAUAAUAAUAAUAAUAAUAUUAAAUCUGAAAGAAGUGAUUCAGUAUUUUUUAAAAAUGAACAAGGGAAUGAAUAAGCCACCGGGGUUCUUUGAGGAGGUGACUUGCUGGGCAGAUGCAAGAGCUAGAAGUCAAGACUGCAUCCAGUUUUGGGGGUGUUUUUUUCCCACUGGCAUGGCUUCCUAGGCAGAAAACAGACGUAAGUGGCUGGAGGUCCGUGGCAGCGAAAGUGAGUAGCGUAAUUACUGGCAAAGUAGCUAAUAAGGAAAAGGCAGACUGCGAUAGGAAGAAGCAUUGUAAACACAGUAAUUAGCCAAUUUCUGGAAAUAUCGAUCUUCAGGGUGAAAAGUGGGUCUGGGGCAUCAGCUGCUCGAAGUGUUGGGUCUACCCCAAAAUCUCCAACGGGGAAUUCAUAAGUUUCGCUGUAAGUAGGAUUAAAUAGUGAAAAGCACAAAAAGGAGAGUGGAAAGCUCUCAAAUGUGGGUAUUUUCCCACUUUUCCGAGCAAUUUGGCAUUUUCUCCCUUGAAAAAUCAUUUCAAACGUGGAAAUCAAUGUGAAAGUCAUCUUGUUGAGUUACACUUCUUCUAGCACAGGAGCCGCCGGCAUGCCAGGCUGGGAUUUAUGAAUUCCCCGUUCCCUGGAGAGCCCUGCUUCAGAGGCAGAUGCUUUUCCGAAAACAACAGAUGCCAGUGGAGAAAAACCGCCCCGUCUUGCGCUUCAACCCGUCCCCGCGUCCCAGCCUCAAGGUGGAUUGUGCCUUAGAGAUGCAAACUCAUCCCGCGCCCCGGCCCUCCCCCCCCCCCCCGGCGCCCCGCUCGCAUCCUCCCCUUGGGGUGACAUCCCCAUUGCUCUGCCCCCCGCCGCAGCGCCCGCGCCCCACCCUCCGCUGCGUUUUGGGCUAGCCUUGGUGGCACGACGGUUCAGCUCGUGCCACGGCACAGGGCAAAGCACCCCGUGCUUGGGAAGGCUUUGCUCCUGCCCCGCUCCCCGCCUUCGCACGGAGGGAAGGAGCCGGCAAGGUGCAGGUUGCGGGUCCCUUCCUCCCGGCCGUGCUGCUCUUUGGUGCUCUGCCAGCCAAAAUCUGGCUCCCUGCUCCCCGUGGCCGUGGGAAAGGCUUUGGUACCCGUGGGCAUCCCACACCCGACCCUGGCUGCGGAGCCCCGGCAGCACCCAGCCUCAGGGAGAAGGGGGUCGAGCACGGGGUCCCCGGCAGCGUUUCGGCUGUGACGGGCUCCCGGUGCUUUUCUCCUCCCCGUCCCCAUCCAGGAAGCCGUGUCCCUGGGUGACAACUUGCUGCGGCAUGUCCAAACAUUGGUGGCAGAGGCAGGAUUUGUCCCGAGUCCCCCAUCCCCAUCUCCUUCUUGCAAAAGGCUCUGGGGAGCGGCUGCCCCGGCGUCCCCCCUCCCUGCCUCGCUGCCCUGUGCCCCCCGAGCAUCGUGUCUCGCCAGCCGGCCGCAGGACAGGGACAGGGGCUUCGUCCCCACAGAGUUUCUUCCCACCAGCGUCCAUCACCACCAUCCCGUGCUGCCCACCAAGGGGCUGCUCCGUUUUUGGCAUCCCCUAAAAACCAGCCACGGGGAGAAAACAUCCCCGGGGACAGCGCUGAGAGGGACCGGGCCAUUUCGGCACAGAGUGCCCCCCCAAACAGACUGUCCCCAAAAGCGGGUACAUGUAGGGACGUGCCAUCAGGCCCUGGCCACGAAGUUUGUGUUAUUAUAAGGCAGCGAACACAAACGCCAUCCCAUCGCCGGUCCCUUUGCUCCCUGGGGAGAUGGUUUUCCCGCCCUCUUUUUGUCCCAUUGCAUCUGGGGGGGUGGGAAG
This is a messenger RNA of Chroicocephalus ridibundus (black-headed gull), 5578 nucleotides long. RefSeq names its product ATP-sensitive inward rectifier potassium channel 12. Lineage: Eukaryota; Metazoa; Chordata; Aves; Charadriiformes; Laridae. Gene Ontology annotation, molecular function: inward rectifier potassium channel activity. Gene Ontology annotation, biological process: regulation of monoatomic ion transmembrane transport; potassium ion import across plasma membrane. The transcript has 2 exons. Gene Ontology annotation, cellular component: plasma membrane. The record is from RefSeq and is a predicted model, not a curated record. Bases 1750 to 3039 code for a protein of 429 amino acids.